GGGCCGGGGCCGGGCCGGGGCCGGUGCGGGCGGGCAGGAGGAUGGCGGCGGCCGGGGCCGGGGCCACGACGAUCGAGGCGGUGAAGCGCAAGAUCCAGGUGCUGCAGCAGCAGGCGGACGACGCCGAGGAGAGGGCGGAGAGGCUGCAGCGGGAGGUGGAGGCAGAGCGCCGCAACCGGGAGCAGGCCGAGGCCGAAGUGGCCUCCCUGAACCGCCGCAUCCAGCUGGUGGAGGAGGAGCUGGACCGGGCGCAGGAGCGGCUGGCGACAGCGCUGCAGAAGCUGGAGGAGGCUGAGAAGGCUGCGGACGAGAGCGAGAGAGGCAUGAAGGUGAUCGAGAACAGGGCCCUGAAGGACGAGGAGAAGAUGGAGCUGCAGGAGAUCCAGCUCAAGGAGGCCAAGCACAUCGCUGAGGAGGCUGACAGGAAGUACGAGGAGGUGGCACGCAAGCUGGUGAUCAUCGAGGGCGACCUGGAGCGCACCGAGGAGCGCGCGGAGCUGGCGGAGUCGCGCUGCCGAGAGCUGCAGGAGCAGAUCAGAGCCAUGGAGCAGAACCUGAAGGGUCUGGCGGUGGCUGAGGAGCAGUACUCCCAAAAGGAGGACAAAUACGAGGAGGAGAUCAAGAUCCUGACGGACAAACUGAAGGAGGCUGAGACCAGGGCAGAGUUUGCUGAGCGCUCAGUGGCCAAGCUGGAGAAGACAAUCGAUGACCUGGAAGACGAGCUCUAUGCCCAGAAACUGAAGUACAAAGCCAUUAGUGAGGAGCUGGACCACGCCCUGAAUGACAUGACCUCCAUACCUCCAGCUGGUGCCCACCUCUGUGCCAACCUUUGCCUCUUGCCUCUGGAAGGGACUUUGCUGGGGGCUUGGAGUGGCUCUAAAGUUGCUUCGACAGAUCCCGGUGCCCACUUUGGUGCCCACUUUGCUGCUUUCACCUGGCACCUCUGCCCACCUGCUUUCAUGGGCACCUGAGGGCCAACUCUCUGCCCUCUCCAGGGGGCAUUUCCCCCCCCUCCUUGCCAGGGGGAGCUGUGGCAGUGGCUGCCAGGGUUGGCUCUGCUCCCUCCGUGCCUCCUCCGCUCCUUCAGGCUUCCUAACAGCUGCUCGGCAGUGCCAGGUUGGCACCGUUGGGUGCCCUCCUGCCACCCUCCCCCCCUGCCUCCUCACCUGGUUUGCUGUGCCCAGGACCCUUCCCUCUGGCCCCCACGGGGGGCAUUCUGCU
Messenger RNA from Pogoniulus pusillus (Red-fronted tinkerbird), 1221 nucleotides. It is a transcript of the gene TPM3, whose product is annotated as tropomyosin 3. Gene Ontology annotation, biological process: muscle contraction; actin filament organization. The record is from RefSeq and is a predicted model, not a curated record. The coding region runs from base 42 to 971 and encodes 309 amino acids. The transcript is spliced from 9 exons. NCBI's taxonomy places the organism in Eukaryota, Metazoa, Chordata, Aves, Piciformes, Lybiidae. Gene Ontology annotation, molecular function: actin filament binding. Gene Ontology annotation, cellular component: actin filament.